Messenger RNA from Saccostrea cuccullata (small rock oyster), 1784 nucleotides. RefSeq lists its product as uncharacterized. The record is from RefSeq and is a predicted model, not a curated record. The coding region runs from base 585 to 1694 and encodes 369 amino acids. Lineage: Eukaryota; Metazoa; Mollusca; Bivalvia; Ostreida; Ostreidae. The transcript has 6 exons.
UUUCGGAUUUUAAUCUCAUAUCAUUCGUUAUUCCUAAAUAAAAUCCAAACACUACGAAAAAUAAAUUAAACACGUAAAUUGAUAUAUCAAUGAGAUCAUUUAUUUUCCUUUAAACUUCCUUUUACGCGUUUAUAAUGAGCUGGAUAUGGAGAACGAUAGCGAAAAUCCCUCAAAAAGGAACGUGACCUUUGCCCGGAACGUCAAUUUACCUCCGACUCGCUCCAGCGGAUAAUACAAUUACCUGGGCUCUGUUUACCUGGAGAAUUCGUCCUGAACAAUACCUUACACCGGCCCUCGCUCAUCGUCUGUUCAGUGCUGAGGAAAAUCAACAGGUGAAAUAAAAAUAAAAUGCAGGGAUCUGUUAUAUGUUAUAAUUGGUGCGGUAUGAGAACAUGUGGUGAGCGGAGAUCUCUGGGAGCUGACAGCUAACCAGAUGCUGUUGGUGACCGCAAUAGGGUCCCCCAUUCCGGGAAAGCUUUGUUGUCUGAAAACCUAAAAUGAACCUCCAUGCUUUUUGUUGGUUAAAUCUCUGCCAGUUGCUGAGGUGAAUAACUGCUUGUAAAUCAUCAAUAAUUCAGAAUAACAUGAGGAUCCACGAUUUCAGGAAAAACGGCUGUUUCCGAAAUUACAAUUUAUCCAGGUUUACUCUUGGCUCAUCAAGUAUUUAUGAACCAUUGAAGCCUAUUGAGUCUACCGGUUGCAAUGGAGACCCCGUGUUUUAUGUACAUCAAGGUCAUCUUCCGACCCACAUGAGGAGCCUUCGACUGUCAGGUCACACUGCCCUACAGGCAGACAGACAUACGUCCUCCCCUACACGCCGUAUCCUUCUGACGGCUGUCGUUACUGCCCUCUUUUUUGUGUCUUUAUUAUGCUUCUUUCUAUCCAUACACAUAUGGAGGACCAAAGAGGGGGAUGAAACAGUAAUGACAACAUUAAGUCCAGAAUUAAAUAAGACCACAUCAAAUAUAACGAUGAUCUCACAGAAAGAAAUAAGUCAAGCAGUCCUCAAGAAUGGCAUCACAAACCACAGGAAAGCUCCCCUGAUAUACAACAACAGAAAAUCCUGCUCAGCCAACGUAUGCAAGAUGUAUUCAGCUUUCCGAUUUAAGUCUUCUUGUUUCCAUGGUUACUGCCAGUGUAGUGGUGAGGGAUACCAAAAGCAAAACUGUCUGCCAAAAUAUGGGGACUGCUAUAUACAGGAGGGAAAGAGGAGAUUUGUUGAUGCACUGAUCAAAGGAAAAAAGUCCACAAUGUAUUCCUGUCACUCACCGAUAAGUUUAGACACUAAAGACAAUUUACACGUGAUUAGUAUAUUUAGUAACAGUCAGAGUGAAGAGACCGUCCUGGAACUCUUCGGAAAUUCCUCGGACCCGACCCCGGUUUCAAUUGUGCUAUCAAAUUAUCAGAAGGUGAAAUGGAGAGUGAUUCUGAAAGGGGUGGUCGUCAAGAAAUUCUAUCUGAUUUCUCUUCAUCAUCUUAAGUGGUCCUCGGUGAAAAUAGAAGACAGUCGGGGUAGUGCCAUGGCGGCACCUCCAGUGGAGAAACUGUUUUCACAGGUGGGGUACGGUGAGGACAGGUGGGGUGGACACACUGUGGACUUAUUAAAGACUAUCAAUCAGCACAUUGCACCUGUCUCUACAUUUCAUGGCGUCGCUACGGCAGACAAGUGGAGGAUCCACUUGAACAAAUUAUAGUUUUAUUUAUAACAAAUAUGGCGUUAUUCCACGAGUCAGGGCAAAGGAUUGAAUUUUAAAUGUGGAAUGCAUUUAGAAAUCCUGCUGUUU